Messenger RNA from Ostertagia ostertagi, 2916 nucleotides. Lineage: Eukaryota; Metazoa; Nematoda; Chromadorea; Rhabditida; Trichostrongylidae. The record is from the annotation of a GenBank genome assembly.
AUGGAAGCCGCUAACAAGCACAUCGACUUUGAUCGACAUACGGAAGUCAUGUUCCCCCACCCGUCCUCAAGAGGUAGUCCAAGCGUGAAACAACUUAACAAUUUCUGCACAACUGUUUCCGCUCUUUUGGCACCUGGUGCCAGUGAAGAUUCAGGAAGAAGAAAUACGGAGCUUUUCAAGGGAAAACGCCGUGAUCAACUUGGAGCGAUCGAAUCCAUCGUGAAUAUUGAAGAAUCAAAGCGAAGGCGCUACGUCGAAGAGGUUGUGAAAAAUGUAAAGGAUAUUCUCAAAGAAAAUCGAGAGACAUUGGAAAGGAUUGGGCAUGCGGCAUCUGAACCAUAUCCUCACGACAGUGAAACGUUAACAAAUGCCAUAUCAAAGGUGCUUGAAAACAUCGCAUUUUUCUCGGAUCUCUCUUUGAGGUUCCCAUUCCUUGAAAAGGUGAUGCAGAAAGAUCGCAAGUUGCGGACAGACGUUGUUUGGGCAUAUAACUACGCUAAAGAAACAGGUCUAUGUGACGCUGACACCUACAAGAUCCUUGAAAUGAUGGCACAACAGCAAGGCAUCAUUCCAAAGUCUGAAAAGUGGAUGACAGAACUUUCGCUUAAAGAAUUGAGGGAUCUCGCCGAUGAUAACGAGAUCGACUUGUCGGCGCGAGGCCUCACCGCUGUGCCCAAAUCGUUGCCACAGGUUCCACGAUUGACCCAUGUCGAUCUAGGGUCCAACAAAAUUACGGUUCUGCCGUCUUCGUUGUGCACAAUGACACGCCUCGUGAGACUUGAGUUAGGCAGCAAUCUGUUGGAUCACCUUCCCGAUAACAUUGGAGCCCUUGUACAUUUAGAACAUCUCGAUCUUUACAAUAAUCAAAUUGAGGGAAAACGCCGUGAUCAACUUGGAGCGAUCGAAUCCAUCGUGAAUAUUGAAGAAUCAAAGCGAAGGCGCUACGUCGAAGAGGUUGUGAAAAAUGUAAAGGAUAUUCUCAAAGAAAAUCGAGAGACAUUGGAAAGGAUUGGGCAUGCGGCAUCUGAACCAUAUCCUCACGACAGUGAAACGUUAACAAAUGCCAUAUCAAAGGUGCUUGAAAACAUCGCAUUUUUCUCGGAUCUCUCUUUGAGGUUCCCAUUCCUUGAAAAGGUGAUGCAGAAAGAUCGCAAGUUGCGGACAGACGUUGUUUGGGCAUAUAACUACGCUAAAGAAACAGGUCUAUGUGACGCUGACACCUACAAGAUCCUUGAAAUGAUGGCACAACAGCAAGGCAUCAUUCCAAAGUCUGAAAAGUGGAUGACAGAACUUUCGCUUAAAGAAUUGAGGGAUCUCGCCGAUGAUAACGAGAUCGACUUGUCGCGAGUCCUCACCCUGUGCCAAAUCGUUGCCAAAGUUCCACGAUUGACCCAUGUCGAUCUAGGGUCCAACAAAAUUACGGUUCUGCCGUCUUCACUUGUGCACAAUGACACGCCUCGUGAGGUACCACUUGAGUUAGGCAGCAAUCUGUUGGAUCACCUUCCCGAUAACAUUGGAGCCCUUGUACAUUUAGAACAUCUCGAUCUUUACAAUAAUCAAAUUGAGGAGCUGCCACUAUCGUUCUCUAAUCUGAACGCAUUGCGAUGGUUGGAUUUGAAGAGAAAUCCUUUGAACCCUGAGCUACUCAAGGUAGCAUAUGCAUCGCAGCACUCCGCUUGGUACAGUAUGACUGGUACUGUAGUCAUACAUCAAGCGUUUCAGGUCACAGGUAACUGUGGAAGUGAAAAAGAGUGCCGACAAGCUGCUCUGAAUGUGGUUUCGUACAUGAAAGAGUUACAAAAAGUUCAUAAUAUCCAGAUGUUGACGCAGCAAAAAGUGCACGAGAAGAUACAGGAAGUGAAAGAGGCAAAAGAACCGACGCAUAAGAACAAAAAGAAACAUCACAAUAAGAAAGAAGAUGCAGCACAUCAGGCAGCAAAGAAUAACGGUAGCAUCACAACAGAGCUGCCACUAUCGUUCUCUAAUCUGAACGCAUUGCGAUGGUUGGAUUUGAAGAGAAAUCCUUUGAACCCUGAGCUACUCAAGGUCACAGGUAACUGUGGAAGUGAAAAAGAGUGCCGACAAGCUGCUCUGAAUGUGGUUUCGUACAUGAAAGAGUUACAAAAAGUUCAUAAUAUCCAGAACAAAAAGAAACAUCACAAUAAGAAAGAAGAUGCAGCACAUCAGGCAGCAAAGAAUAACGGACCCGUAAACGUGAAUAACAAAGCGAAAUUCUCUCAAGUCAGAGAACCAAAGAAAGAGAAGGAGUCACCGAAACCAGUGAGGACGAAUCGUGGAUUCUUUUCCUCAAUGAUUCGCUUCUUGAUCAAGAUCAGUUUUAUGAGUGUUGUGCUCGCUGGUCUAGCUGCCACGGUGGGAAUUCUCUUGAAUUGUGCCGAUGGCGGAAAAAGCAUCCCUGGAAGCAAGCCGCUUUGCGCAGAUUUGACGAAUCUGGCCGAGUUCAAGAGCCCAUCUCCUCAAUUCCUUGCAAAUGUUCAAAAAACUUAUGGAACUGUGUUCAAUGGCUACUAUGCACGUGUACAGCCUACGGUAUUGGCUGCAAAGAAGAAAUGGAAUGAUUUCCAUCGCGAGUUCGUCAAGUCUGAUAUUGGCCUCGUUAUUGACAGGUAUUAUCACAAAAUCCACGCGUUUGUCGUUGACACUUCAUUGAAAUUUGUGCGAUUCCUGCAAACCCAGCGAGUAGCACUCGAGCAGUGGUGGGAAAGUGAUGGACGUGAUCGAAUAGGUGGUAUCGUGGAUACGAUUCAAGUUACAGUCGGCGUGAUGACAGAGAUUAUCAAGGAUAUGCUGCAAUUAACUUUUGAAGCAUUGCAAGCGUUUUAUCAUCGAGUCGAGGUAUUCGUUAGCAACUGGUCGAAUCGUGGCUUAGCCAAAGCAAUAGAGGCAGGUUUCUAG